Molecule: messenger RNA, 1440 nt
Organism: Hypoxylon fragiforme
Lineage: Eukaryota; Fungi; Ascomycota; Sordariomycetes; Xylariales; Hypoxylaceae
Exons: 2
Coding region: 1-1440 (479 amino acids)
Source: RefSeq, a predicted model, not a curated record
AUGACACCUUCGCCGAUCACUUCGACGGGCCCGUCGACGGGGACUACCACGCCGUCGAUACACUCCGACAAGGGCGGCAAUGAAAAGCAAAUCGAAGCAGUCACCGAGCGUGCCGUUCUACCUGAACAGCUUGGCAGUGAGCUGAGUCGACAAGUGCGCCACAAAUACGCCUCAUCGUAUAGAAAAAUCUUUGCCGCCAUCUUUACCGUCAACUGUGCUGUAUUCGUGGCCUUGAUGGUUAAAUCCAAUGGCAAUCCCAACUCGAGAGAUGUGGGUAGUGCGGCGUCUGCAAACCUCAUGGGCAGCAUCCUGUUCCGACAAGAAGAGUUCGUGAACCUCUGGUACGAGAUAUUCACCUGUGUCCCCCACUCCUGGCCUCUUUACAUCCGAAAGCGCCUGGCCAAGGUCUUUCACUAUGGUGGGUGUCACAGUGGCGCAGGAACAGCCGCCGUGGUAUGGUACCUGCUUUACACGGUACUGGCGACCAAAGAAUGGAUCGAGGAGCCAUUGACAGAUGUGCUGGUCAACAUGAUUACCAGUUGGGUCUUGGUCUCUAUGUUCCUUAUCAUCUUGACAUCAGCCCACCCCAACCUACGCCGAAGAUUCCACGACUACUUUGAGGCUUUCCACCGCUUUGCUGGCUGGACCGCUUUAAGCACCUUCUGGGUCCAUAACAUCUUCUCUGCCAGAGUUACUGCCAGACAGCUAGACAUGUCCCUUGGCGCUGUUCUCGUCAGCUCACCGAACUUCUGGUUCAUUUGCGUCUCGACUUCAUGCACCAUCGCCUCGUGGUCUCGUCUGCGCCACCGCACUGUGUACCCUGAGAAGCUGAGCAACCACGCCACGCGCUUACACUUCAAGUACCGCGGCAUGGCCCCUUUCUACGGGCUGAAGAUUAGUGAUAAGCCACUGACCGAGUGGCAUGCGUUUGCCACUAUUCCCGACACAGACCCCGAGUCUGGAAAGAUCGUUGGCUUCAGUGUCGUCGUUAGCAACGCCGGCGACUGGACCAAGGAGCAGAUCGCGAAGUCUCACGAGCGAAAGCUGUGGGUGCGUGGUGCCCCCCUGCACGGUCUUCUAUACACCUCCAAACUGUUCCGACGUAUCGUGGUGGUUGCGACCGGAUCCGGUAUUGGGCCUUGCCUUUCACUGCUCUUUGCCGGCAUCACCCCCCGCCGUGUAUUCUGGAGUACCCGAGAGCCUCUCGGGACAUACGGCCCCCAGGUCGUAGCAGAGGUCAAGCGAGCGGACCCGAACGCCGUAAUCUGGAACACCCACGAGAGAGGGUACCCCGACAUUGUUCGCGAGGUGUACCAACUCGUCCACGAAUCCAACGCCGAAGCCGUAUUCAUCAUCUCCAACCCUAAGGUGACGGAGAAGGUCGUAUACGGCAUGACCACACGCGGAGUCCCCGCGUACGGUGCCAUUUUUGACUCAUGA